CUCGAGUUUGCCCUUUCCCAACUUCAACGGGUCCUGGCUCUCGCAGUGAUACACACGCGUGCUGUCGGAUGGAGGCGACCGCCGCCCAUAGCAUCCGCGCGGUCUCGCAGGUGACGGUGCCGCCGCUGCACCCGGCAGCGUACGUCGCUCUCUCGCUCUCGGUGCUCGCCAUCUACCUCUGGCUCGUCCACGCCUUCGAGUCGUCCGUGCAUCUCCACCAGAAGAAGGACCGCGCGUCGCUCAUCGCGCGGCAGUUCUACCUCGAGCAGCGCAAGCGCCGGUCGCAGCAUCCGCCACGCCUCGACGCCAUCCCCGAAGAACGUCUCUCCAACACCACGUCAGCUGACGUCUAGGGUGCAAGUCUAGUAAUAUUUAGCGCUUUAUUUUGAGGCCGUCGGCUUGGGCUGCACCUCGAGCACAUAGCCCUUCUGGAGGUCGGCGAGGCGGUACGGACCAUACUCGACGCGGAUGAGACGCUUGACGAUGAGUCGCACGUGGGCGAGCGCCUUGCGUACUUCGCGG
Molecule: messenger RNA, 522 nt
Organism: Saprolegnia diclina VS20
Lineage: Eukaryota; Oomycota; Saprolegniomycetes; Saprolegniales; Saprolegniaceae
Exons: 1
Coding region: 69-353 (94 amino acids)
Source: RefSeq, a predicted model, not a curated record